Molecule: messenger RNA, 252 nt
Organism: Trametes versicolor FP-101664 SS1
Lineage: Eukaryota; Fungi; Basidiomycota; Agaricomycetes; Polyporales; Polyporaceae
Exons: 5
Coding region: 1-252 (83 amino acids)
Biological process (GO): meiotic joint molecule formation; meiotic DNA recombinase assembly involved in reciprocal meiotic recombination; double-strand break repair via homologous recombination
Cellular component (GO): Swi5-Swi2 complex; Swi5-Sfr1 complex
Source: RefSeq, a predicted model, not a curated record
AUGCACGCUAGGACGUCCGGCAAGGCCCAGCAGGCCCGCAUAGAGGCUAUCCAAGCCGAGAUUGACGAGCUUCAGAAGGUCCUCGGCGAGGACGAGGACGCGGCGCAGAUCGUCUCGCGCCACAUCAAGCUCUUGCACCAGUACAACGAAGCUAAAGAUGCCACUCAGAUCCUGAUUGGGAAGCUCGCGUCGUACCGGCAGGCGACCAUUCGACAAGUACACAACGACUACGGGCUUGCAGACGAUGACUAG